This is a messenger RNA of Perca flavescens (yellow perch), 996 nucleotides long. RefSeq names its product trigger factor-like. Bases 202 to 723 code for a protein of 173 amino acids. The record is from RefSeq and is a predicted model, not a curated record. Lineage: Eukaryota; Metazoa; Chordata; Actinopteri; Perciformes; Percidae. The transcript is spliced from 3 exons.
CUUAAAGAUGUUGACAGUGACCUCAGAGGCCAACUUAUAUGCAAGGCAAGAACUGAAUCAAGGGAGAGAGCAGUCCUCCUCUAUCUGAAAAGAAAAUAUCCAGAUGGGCAGGGCAUUGCCAUUAGACUGUCCAAGCAGGUAGCCAACAAGAGACUGAGACAAGCAAUCAAGGAAUACAACCGUAUUCAGUGGCCACCGCAGAUGAGCAUCUUCCCUGCAACAAUUGAUUUUCAGGAAGCAUGCGAUCCCUCUUGGCCUGUCUACUUCUGCUCUGAUGAGACUAUUGAAGAAGAUGAUGUUUCAAGGAGUCUGAAAAGGCGUGGAAUUGAUGUCUUACAUAUGAGGACACGGGCAGCUGAGGAAAAGCACAUGCUUUACCAGGAAAUGAGAACUGUAACUGAACACCUCAAUCAGCAGCAUGCCUUUCUGUGCUCUGCCAUCAAUGACACAGAGCAGCCUGGUGCAAAAGCUGCUCUAAUCCAACGUCUCAAACAGCUGGAAAGAAAGCUACAUCAUGCCACUGUGAUGUUUCACCAACAUGUACCAGACAUUGUUCCUGCAACAUGUAGUUAUGUCGUCCCAGAAACCCCCUACCUGUCUCAGGACCUCCCCAUGUCAAGCAUACAGACACUGGUAUACGAUGAUGAUGAUGAUGAUGAUGAUGAUGAUGAUGAUGAUGAUGAUGAUGAUGAUGAUGAUGAUGAUGAUAAUGACAGCAACUAGCACUGUAAGCACUCAUAACUAGGGCUGGUUUGCUGCUUCCUGGUUUUUAAUGAAUAGUUUGAGCAGGCUUGUAUGCUUUGCUAUUUAUCAUUCAAAAUGUCUCCUUAAUUCAGCGCUAACCAAAAUUCAACAAACUGACAGUUUAGGUUCUGUGUGUUUUCAUUGUAACUGAUCAGGAUCUAAUUGAUGCUGUGUUGCUGAUUAGUUGAUUAGUCUAACUGCAAAAAAAUCCAUGUUUGUUUUUCUUGAGCUCUGAACAGUCCUGCCAAUGUG